CCAUCUGGUUUGAUAUGAAAGCCCAAAUAAAAAUUAACAGGAAGGUAUGAACAACAGAACUUGUACAGCUGGACUCUUUCAGUUUGACAGGAUCUUCCAUUCUCUACAUGUAUAUAUACCAGCCCAACAGAGGAGCAAGCAAGGCAAGUACCUUCACCAUCAUCAUACAUAUGCUUUCAUUCACUACUAGUGUACCAAGCCAAGAAAACUAAGAAAAAACAGAUUAUCUAACCCAAAAAGAGAGAUGGCUAGGAAAAGAAAGGCAAGUGAAGGGGUGGAUGAGAAAAAUCCUGAAGAAGAAAAUAUGGGUUGGGAUGAGAUGGUGAAGGAAGCAGCAGCAGCUGCAGCACUGGGCGGAGCACGGCGAGCUCGAAAGAGGUUCGUCGGAGUUCGACAAAGGCCAUCAGGUAGAUGGGUGGCCGAAAUUAAGGACACCAUACAAAAGAUAAGGGUAUGGUUGGGCACUUUCGACACGGCUGAGGAAGCUGCAAGGGCCUAUGAUGAGGCUGCUUGUUUGCUCCGAGGAUCAAACACUCGCACAAACUUCUGGCCUUGUUCUCCAUCAUCUAAUUCAACUCCAGCUCUUCCUUCAAAAAUUACUAACCUCCUUCUUCAUAGGCUUAAAGCAAGAAAUAAUGCUUUGGCUCCUUCAUCUACCUCUUCUUUGCCCAUCAAUGAACAACAAAACCCAGAAGAAGAGUAUAAAGAUGAAAUGGAUGAAUUCUCAGGUACCCAGUUUACUGAUUUCCUUAGAGAUCCCGAAGAAUUUGAUUUUGACCCCAACAACAUGGUCACUGGUGCUAAUGCAAGUACUGGUGAUCAUUACACCACCAAAAGUUUUGACCCAUGUUUAACUGAAAAAGAUAAUUGUGACGUGGGAGAAAUCUAUUUGGACUACAAUUGGAGUGGUGCGGCUAACUGUUCUGUUGGUGGUGAUGGUAUUAUAGGAGGGGAAAGAGAAGAAGAUGGCGAAGAAGAAAGCACUGGUUUAGGGUUUGCAGAAGUUCACUCUUCUGGUACUCAGUGUUCUGGUGGUGAUGAUGUUGGAGGAGGGAAAAUAGAAGAAGAUGGAGAGGAUGAAAGCAUUGAUUUAAGGGUUGUAGAUUUUGAAUUUGUUGAUGAACUUGGUUCAUGUUACUCUUCUCCGUUUGAGAUUGCUGAAGAGAUAGCAGAGCCCAUUGUUGAUCAGCAGGAAGGUUAUUAUGGGGAUGAGCCAUCAAUGCUUAGUGAGGCCAUGAAAAGGAUGAAAUAUGAACGGAAGUUCUCAGCCUCUCUCUAUGCUUUCAAUGGCAUACCUGAGUGCUUGAAGCUGAAGCUAGGAUCAAAAACUGUCCACCGGAGAAAACAAUUAGCUGACCACCGAAAUGCCUCUAACAAGACUGAAGAGGAGAAGAAACUAGAAGAUGAUGAUGAAGUGAUGGAGAAGAAAAAGAUGGAAUCCCCACAAAAUGCAGCAGAAAUGGGAUCAUCUUCUUCGCUUAAUGACGGUGAAUUGUCAAUAUGGAGCAGUCUUGACCUCCCAACCAUAUGCUUCGUUAAUUAGCUGGUACUGUUGGUGGUUCUUUGAGCCUUUAACACUUUA
This is a messenger RNA of Ilex paraguariensis (yerba mate), 1582 nucleotides long. NCBI's taxonomy places the organism in Eukaryota, Viridiplantae, Streptophyta, Magnoliopsida, Aquifoliales, Aquifoliaceae. The record is from the annotation of a GenBank genome assembly.